Cuscuta campestris is the source of this 1775-nucleotide messenger RNA. NCBI's taxonomy places the organism in Eukaryota, Viridiplantae, Streptophyta, Magnoliopsida, Solanales, Convolvulaceae. The record is from the annotation of a GenBank genome assembly.
CAUCUAUAUAUAUGUAUAUAUACACACACAAACAAACAAACAAACAAAUAGAAGAGAAAUAUCAGAAAAAUGGAGGAAGCGACGCCGUGGGAUUGGGCUGCCGUGAUCGGAGCGGCAGUGGCCGGAGUUUGGGUGGUGGUGGUGGUGCAGAGGAGGAGAAGGAGGAGGAGGAGGACGGAGGAGGACGAGGGGAUGGUUCCCCGGGGGAGCUCCGGCUGGCCGUUGAUCGGCGAGACUUUGGACUUUAUAGCCAGCGGUUACUCAUCUCGCCCCGUCUCUUUCAUGGACAAACGCAAGUCUCUGCACGGGGAAGUGUUCAAGACACACUUAUUGGGGAAACCGGUCAUCGUAUCGACCGACCCGGAGGUGAACCGAGCCAUACUCCUGAACCCGGCCAACGCCUUCGUCCCGUCUUACCCCAAAUCUGUCACCGACUUGUUUGGCGCCAACUCGAUCCUCCAAAUGACCGGUUCGCUCCACAAGAGACUUCACGCCGCCGUCGGAGGCUACCUUAAAUCGCCGCCUAACAAAGCCAGAUUUGCCGCCGACGUGGAGCGCACCGUCCGCCGCUCGCUGUCGUCCUGGGCAGAGGAACACCGCAACUUCGUCUACGUCCAGGACCAUGCCAAACAGAUUGCAUUCGAAGUAUUGGUGAAAGUGCUGAUGAGUGUGGAGCCCGGCGAAGAUUUGGAUUUCAUGAGGGCACAGUUUGAAGAAUUCAUGAAGGGCUUGGUUUGUAUUCCCAUUAAUCUCCCUGGCACAACCUUGUACAAAUCCCUCAAGGCCAAGGGGAAGUUGUUGAAACUAGUGGAGAAGAUGGUGGAGGAAAGGAAAGUGAUGGUUGGCUUGGAGGAGAAGGGUUCGGCGCCGCCUGCGGACGCGAUCGAUUUGUUGUUGCGGGACGCAGCGGGGGAGGAGUCGGACGGGACGGACCGACGGCUGCUGCCACCGGAAUUCAUCCCCUCUAACCUAAUAGAGAUGAUGAUUCCGGGGGUGGAGACAAUGCCGACGGCCAUGACUCUUGUUGUCAAAUUCUUAAGUGACAACCCUCUUGCACUUGCUCAAUUGCGGGAGGAGAACAUGGAAUUGCGAAGGCGUAAAUUGAAUUCCGGGGAAGAAUACGUUUGGACCGAUUACAUGUCUCUAUACUUCGCUCAAAAUGUGAUAAGUGAGACAUUAAGGAUGGCCAAUAUAAUAAAUGCAGUGUGGAGGAAAGCCAAUAAAGAUGUCCAAAUCAAAGGACAUUUGAUACCAGAAGGGUGGUGUGUAUUGGCAUCCUUGAUAUCAGUCCACAUGGAUGAGGAAAACUAUGAAAACCCAUAUGACUUCAACCCUUGGAGAUGGGAGAAUCCUGGAAUGAAUAUAAACAGCAGCAAGUUUACACCAUUUGGUGGUGGGCAGAGGUUGUGUCCUGGCUUGGAACUCUCUAGGCUUGAAAUCUCUAUUUUUGUGCAUCACCUUGUCACUACUUACAGGUGGGUUGCCGAGGAGGACGAAAUAGUGUAUUUUCCGACGGUGAAAAUGAAGCGGAAGCUUCCGAUCACCGUCGCGCCAGUGGAUAAUCAUCUCUAAUUCUCAACCAUUAAAUUUUGGCCAAAGUCCUCAUUCUUUCCAGAGUUACAAUGGAAAGGCAUUAUGAACCAACUUUCAUAGAAAUUUAUAUAUGAGCCCCCCCCCCCAAUGGUUGGUUAGUAUUCAAUAUCGAAUUUAUAUGUUUAAAAACUACCCUCAAAAGAUCUACAAAACAAGAGGCAACAUAAAAACAUUAUUACGGA